Molecule: messenger RNA, 987 nt
Organism: Rhinopithecus roxellana (golden snub-nosed monkey)
Lineage: Eukaryota; Metazoa; Chordata; Mammalia; Primates; Cercopithecidae
Gene: ZNF25
Product: zinc finger protein 25
Exons: 1
Coding region: 1-987 (328 amino acids)
Biological process (GO): regulation of transcription by RNA polymerase II
Molecular function (GO): DNA-binding transcription factor activity, RNA polymerase II-specific; RNA polymerase II cis-regulatory region sequence-specific DNA binding
Source: RefSeq, a predicted model, not a curated record
AUGUGGAACUUUCUGUCUAGGAAAGUUAAACAUCAGAAAACUGGUACCACAGAGAAAGCCUAUGAAUGUAAGGAAUGUGGGAAGUUCUUCUGCCAGAAGUCUGCCCUCAUAGUACAUCAGCAUACUCACUCAAAGGGCAAAUCCUAUGACUGUGAUAAAUGUGGGAACUCGUUCUCCAAAAAUGAAGACCUCACAAGACAUCAGAAAAUUCACACGAGAGAUAAAACCUAUGAGUGUAAAGAAUGUAAGAAAAUAUUUUACCACCUAUCAUCUCUCAGUAGACAUCUGAGAACCCAUGCAGGAGAGAAACCCUAUGAAUGUAAUCAGUGUGAGAAAUCCUUCUACCAGAAACCACAUCUCAUAGAACAUCAGAAAACAUACACAGGGGAGAAACCUUUUCAAUGUACUGAAUGUGGGAAGUUCUUCUAUGUGAAGGCAUACCUCAUGGUACAUCAGAAGACACACACAGGGGAGAAACCCUAUGAGUGUAAGGAGUGUGGGAAAGCCUUUUCCCAGAAGUCACACCUCACAGUACAUCAGAGAACACACACAGGGGAGAAACCCUAUAAAUGUAAGGAAUGUGGGAAAUUCUUCUCUAGGAAUUCACACCUCAAAACUCAUCAGAGAACUCACACAGGAGAGAAACCCUAUGAAUGUAAGGAAUGUAGGAAAUGCUUCUACCAGAAGUCAGCCCUCACAGCACAUCAGCAAACUCACACAGGGGAGAAACCCUUUGAAUGUAAUAAAUGCGGGAAAACCUUUUACUAUAAAUCAGACUUCACUAAACAUCAGAGAAAACACACAGGGGAGAAGCCCUAUGAAUGCACAGAAUGUGGCAAAUCUUUCUCUGUGAAUUCGGUCCUCAGAUUACAUCAAAGGACUCACAGGAGAGAAGCCCUAUGCAUGCAAGGAAUGUGGGAAGUCCUUUUCUCAGAAGUCACAUUUUAUUAUACAUCAGAGAAAACACACAGGGGAGAAGCCCUAUAG